AUGAGUGCAUUCGUAUUCGUCGAAGUGUGCAGCUACAUCUGUGCACCGUUUUCGGUCGCUUCAAAUGCACUGCUAUUGAUGAUCGUCCGGAACGUUACCAGUCGUCAACUGAAUGCCUACAAGUUGCCCCUUGCCAUGCUGGCCUUCACAGGCAUCGUUCUCUCAGCAACAUUCCUACUUUGUCAACCGUGCGUUCUACUGCACGAAGAUGUGAUCCUGAUAGUAUUACUGGGACCAGUGAUUUUCAUUCAUCCAAUGGUUGCAUCGAUUUGUUUCGUGUUCCUUCAAGCAGCACUUAUCCUUUGGACAAUCCAAAUUGCAUCACCGUUGUUUUUCAAGAUGCUGGCCAGAAAAGAAAAGGGUGCUUUCAAAUGGCAAAUCGGCUCAAUAGUACUGGCAUUGGCGGUGACAUGGCUCCUUAUUAUUGUUCCAAUUAUCGUGUUCUCAUUUGAAUCACACGAAGAGAUUCUUGAGCGUGAAGGCAUCUAUGAGCGUAUUGUGAAGGGCCAGACUGGUUUCGACUGGGUUCCAAGCUACCUCGUCUACAAGCUGAACGUGAUUGGCAAAGUAUGGUUGAUCCUAUUGGUGCUGAUCUGUUCCGUCGGAUGCAUUGCUAUAGCUGUUAGCGCUGUACUAUCUUCAAGUUUGAUGAGAUUAAACGCUAAACUGUCCAAAUGGGCAACCUAUCCGUCUGUCGGUUUUGGACAGAUCGCCAAUACCGCCCGAUUGAAUGCCUGUUCGUUGACGUUGUUGGUACUGGCACCACUAUGGAUAUUUAUGAUAUUCGCAGUUAGUGGACAACCGACAUUCAGUUACUCGAUACCGUUGUUUCUCGGCUGUGCCUUUCUACCAAUUUUCAACGCCUAUUUCGUUCUUUUCAAUAUUCGGGCUUUUCGGAAAGCCAUGUCGAAGAUGAUGUCCUUCAAAACGAAACCCAUUGUCACCGUCUCCCAUGUCAGCUCAGACCCUUAA
Haemonchus placei is the source of this 972-nucleotide messenger RNA. NCBI's taxonomy places the organism in Eukaryota, Metazoa, Nematoda, Chromadorea, Rhabditida, Trichostrongylidae. The record is from the annotation of a GenBank genome assembly.